UUGCAUUCCUUUUCACUUUAGCAAAAGUAAUUUAAAUAACAAUGACAUCUUUUGAAUUUCCAUGGCAGUACAGUUUCCCACCUUUUUAUACGAUCCAACCAAAUUCUGAUACCAGAGCAAAACAAAUCGAAGCAUGGAAAAAUCUUUUAUUGAGUUACUACAAGCAUCAUAAACUUUAUCGACUUGACAUUGUGGAGGCGCAAACAGAUGUGCUCUUUAAUAACAAAGCAAUUAACAGGAAACUAUCUUUGGAAGGUAUUAUACAAAUUUUGAAUUCUUUGGAAAAAACUGGCCAUGUUGAAUGGGAUAAUAUUAAAGAAAAAAGACGUUGUUAUUUAAUGUGGCGAACACCGGACGAAUGGGCAGAUAUGAUAUAUAAUUGGGUUUCUGCAAAUGGCAUGACAGACACUGUGUGCACGUUGUUCGAACUGCAUUCAGGGGACGAUACAACAGGUGAAGAGUUUCAUGCCAUUGAUAUAAAUGUUUUACGAAAAUCGCUACAGGUGUUGGAACGUAGGGGUAAAGCACAAAUAUUUUCAGCUGAAAAUCCACAAGAAGAAGGAGUUAAAUUCUUUUCCUAAUUUCACUUCUUUUUUAUUGAUUUUUUGUAACAUAUUUUCUUUGUUAUGUUUUGUUGUUAUUGUGCCACUUCCUAUCUGGACAAAUAAAGCAUGUUAUCAUUUGAAUAAACCUUGGAUAAUUGAUUGGAAUUGUAAGGGGAUUAAGUUUGAGCUGAAUUUUUUAUUUUAUAUAUUUCGGAAAGCGAAGAUUAGUUAAAAUAUUUGCGUUUUUAGGCAGAACUUAAAAGAAAACUUCAAUACUAUUUCUAAGUGAUGGUUAUAUUGAAAACCCUGUCUGCAAUUGAUUAAUGUUUGUCAUUCUGUGAAAAAAAUCUGUCUUUAUAACACAUCAGUUUUUUUAUAAAGCAAGCAGUUAUGCUUCGCUUCAAACACUUGAACUAUCCUGAUAUAGUUAUAAUCUAGUGUUUUAUUAGUGUUAACUUUUUAACUGGCAAAAAUUUAUUUUGAAAUGCAGCCCAUGUAGCAUUAAAUAAUUUUUUUUUCUUAUACAGUGAAGAUUGAUUAUUGUACAGACAAUUUUGUAUAAUUUUACCCUAGUUGUAUUCCUUUAUGUUGAAAAAUUAGGGAGGUGUAUAUGUGUAAGGGGAGAUUAUAUAGAAGUUCAGUAUUUCA
Molecule: messenger RNA, 1193 nt
Organism: Hydractinia symbiolongicarpus
Lineage: Eukaryota; Metazoa; Cnidaria; Hydrozoa; Anthoathecata; Hydractiniidae
Product: vacuolar protein-sorting-associated protein 25-like
Exons: 1
Coding region: 42-581 (179 amino acids)
Biological process (GO): protein transport to vacuole involved in ubiquitin-dependent protein catabolic process via the multivesicular body sorting pathway
Cellular component (GO): ESCRT II complex
Molecular function (GO): protein homodimerization activity; structural molecule activity
Source: RefSeq, a predicted model, not a curated record